UGUUACGCAUGCGCAUUGUGCGCUGAACCGUUCGAAGGCAGCAGCGCGAAAAAGUAGCUCGACUGUUAACUUGUCUUACAGCUAGCUAGCUAGGUAGUUUGCGAUUUUUUUUGCAAAGAUGCGUAGCUACUACAUUUGUGUCUCAACGUUAUAUAACUUCUUUUAGGUCUUAAUGUGUUGAACAAGAACGCUUCUUAUUGUUGCUUCACUAGUGUUGUCUUGUUUAGCUAGCUACUUUAGUUUAACGUGAGCCACAACGUUACGUAAAAACAUUGGGUUAUAUUAGCUACUUUAUCGUUAACUAAUAUAGCUGACGUUAUGAAGCCAGUAAGAGGUUCUAACCGGGCCGCAUCGAAAGAACCUAACUUGAAAAACAAGAAAAAAAGAGAUGAGACGACGGAUCAACAAGCGGCAGAGCAUCAGGACCCAGCGCACACUGAAAAAAAACACGGCAAGAUCUCCCACCCAAAACCAGCACAGAAGAGGAAAGCUGAAGGCUCAUCUUCGGACCCAAAGAAAGUCAAAGGUGAGGACAAGUGGAAGCUGAUGCCACGAUCCUCAAUCACUGCUCUGGAGAACAUAAUGGACUUGUCAAUACUAGCAACUCUUGCUUUGAGACCGAAAGAGAAGAAAGAGAGCCAGGAACAUCUGAACAUAAUGAAAACCAGGUUUCUUGCUCAAUGUGCAGAGCUCAAAGUUCCCGUGCAGAAACAAAACGAUUUGGAGCGAUCAUCUCAGCGCCGCCAGGAGGAGGCCAAGAAGUCUGUGGUUGGAAAGACAACUCUGAGCACUCUGGAGGAAGACUUGAGGGCUGUGGUCCACGCUCUGGAGAAAACCGACGAGCACACGGUCUCUUUACAGCACGCAUCAAGCAUGCUGAGAGACCAGGUGGAGGAGGAGGACGAGAAAGCUAAAGAGGUCUUACAGAUAGCUGAACAAGCAGAUCUCAACCUCCCCCUGCUACCUCCACAAAAAGAUGAAACUACAUUAGAGGCUCGAUUGAGAAAAAUUAUACCAGACAGUGACUCUGAGACCGCUGCCCGGAAACUGGGAGAAAUCCUGCAGCAACCAGAGGCCAUUCAGGAUGCCCAGGCGCUGCUGCUACAGGCACACAGACACGCCGAUCAGCUCUUCAACCCGAUCAGUGGUGCACCUUGUUCAGAUGGGUACCUCACCAAAUCUCUGCUUACAUAAGUCUUUAUUUUUUAUUUUUUUUUUUUUUUUUUUUUUAUAAAGGAACACUUAAAGAAGUUUGCAAGUGUGCACACAUCUUUUGGAGCAAUAUUACUGCAAUAAUCUGCGAUACCCAUUUAGUGAAAACAAUUGCAGCCACUAUGUGAAGUAUUAGAAAAUGUCCAAAUUUGGCGGAAACAAUAGUAGCAAAAAAAAAAAAAAAAAAAGAGACACUGGGGCAGACUGCAAUCGUGGCUCUUCAAAACUGAACUUGUUUUGGUGGAUUAUUGCACCCUGCAAAAGAAAACGCCACAUACAAUAUUAAAUGAAGUUGACUGUUAACACAAUACAGAACCGUGAGCGAUUUAAAAUUAGCUGGAGACAUGGUUAAACGUCAUUUGCUCCAUCGCCAUGUGCAUUUUGGCCAUAGCAGAUCCCUUCAGAUGGAGAGUAAAUUCCGUAAACCUAUUCUUUUGUAACUCUUUACAAUCAUUCCCCCGAAAGAACAAAGCAGGGCUGCCUUGUUGCACGAUCCCAUUAUCCCCCCCAAAAUGGGCCAUUUUCAGCAUGUAACGUUGCUCUGGUUCCAGUUAAUGGUUACAGGUUUCCUCGAUACAACCGGAGUUUAAAGUAAACCCAAAGAAAGCGGGAAGCGAGGGAUAUCCGGCGAACUACCGGCAGCGUGGGAACGAUUUCGUAAAUGAGCCGUUGUCGAUACAGACUAUAUACACCCUAACCGUUUUUAACAGUAUGCUGCCCUCAGUAUUUUACAGCAUUCUAUAUUAGAUGUAAAUUAUAAUUAAAUUGACUGUUGCACAGUGUGGAUGAAUUUGUUGUUGUUUUUUUGUUAGAAAGUUCAGAUAUCUGACUUCUCUGUCGUCAUUUGAGCCUAAAUACCAGAACACAAACCACAUUAAAGAAAUACUAUACUUGCAAAUAAAGACUAAAGGUUUGUAAAACAAUGAUUAAAAUGUGUCCAUGGGUCCUUGAAGACAUGAGUGCAUGCUGUAGAAGUAUAAAUUAUGAAUGAACAGAUGUAAUUAAACAGACAUUAAAACAUU
Molecule: messenger RNA, 2234 nt
Organism: Perca flavescens (yellow perch)
Lineage: Eukaryota; Metazoa; Chordata; Actinopteri; Perciformes; Percidae
Gene: cenpq
Product: centromere protein Q
Exons: 8
Coding region: 319-1194 (291 amino acids)
Cellular component (GO): nucleus
Source: RefSeq, a predicted model, not a curated record